Molecule: messenger RNA, 471 nt
Organism: Glycine soja
Lineage: Eukaryota; Viridiplantae; Streptophyta; Magnoliopsida; Fabales; Fabaceae
Product: B3 domain-containing protein At2g33720-like
Exons: 1
Coding region: 1-471 (156 amino acids)
Molecular function (GO): DNA binding
Source: RefSeq, a predicted model, not a curated record
AUGAGAAACUCUGUCAAUAAAGAUGAUGGAAGAAUGAGAACUAAUGUGAUGAGAGAGAGGGAAGAAGAAGACAAUCAUUGGGACUACUCAACAAAGUUGAUGCUUUAUGAUGACCCAUGGAAGAUAAAGAAAUUGCUCACAAAGAGUGACCUUGGCAACUUGAGUAGACUCUUGCUCCCCAAGGAAUUGAUAGAGGACUUGGUGCUGCCUGUGUUGAGUGUUGAAUCCCAAAGAGAAGCUAAGACUCAAAAGGGAACCAAAAUUACUAUUUGGGAUGUGGACACCCAAUCCAUGCAUUAUCUUGUCUUCAAGUUUUGGGCUUCUUCAAGAAGUUAUGUUUUCAUUGACAACUGGAACAAAGAUUUUGUUAAUAGAAGGAGCUUGCAUAUUAAAGAUGAAAUUGGACUUCACUGGGAUCUGUACAAAAAUCGGUUUAAUUUUUCCGUUCUUGUUCGUGCCCCUCUAAAUUAA